Molecule: messenger RNA, 630 nt
Organism: Alternaria infectoria
Lineage: Eukaryota; Fungi; Ascomycota; Dothideomycetes; Pleosporales; Pleosporaceae
Exons: 2
Coding region: 1-630 (209 amino acids)
Source: RefSeq, a predicted model, not a curated record
AUGAAUCCCACGAUGGUCGACCGCCUCGUCGAAUUCAUAUACACUGGAACCUACAAACUGGACAAGGGCGGACGAGCGACGAUGCUACACCAUGCGACCAAGUUACCCAUCGGAAAGACCAAGGCAAGCUAUCCCAUGAAACUGGAGGCUGCGGCGGAGUUUCAUCUGGAGAUGUACAAAAUGGGCAGAGACCUCCGAUAUCAUUCUUUGGUAGCCGUCGCGCAUAGCAAGCUGGCAGAGGAUAUGUUGUGGAAGAGCACCGUCGGCGUGGGCAUUGCGAAAAGCCUCGUAAACUGGAUAUACGGCUCAGCUCAGAGGCUACAUGAUACAGCUGAAGAAACGAACGAUACGCUCGGGGACGACAACCUGAAGGAACUGGUCGUAGCGUGCAUCCUGCGGCACGUUCAUCAGAAGCUCUGGGAUGGGGAGGAGAUAGAAGGGUUCAAGCAACAUGUCCAGGCAUACCCGGCUUUGGAAGUAGAUUGGGAGCUUGCCGAAGAGGAGUACAAAGAGCUGCUGAGGAAGCGACCCGAAGCUAAGAGAGGGGCGAAGAGGGCGAGACGCGAACAGCAACAUCAGCAGGAGGUUGCGAGUAUGCUCCAGCUCUUAGAAGGUCCUACUCUUUUGUAG